UGCACACGUCGAUCGAUAUAAUAAUCAGCGAUAGCUAGCUAGCAUCAUGUCCAGGGAUCCGCUUGUGGUGGGAAGCAUCGUGGGCGACGUCGUGGACUACUUCUCGGCGUCGGCGCUGCUCCGAGUGAUGUACGGCGGGCGCGAGAUGACCUGCGGGUCGGAGCUCAGGCCGUCGCAGGUGGCGAGCGAGCCGACGGUGCACAUCACGGGGGGCCGCGACGGGAGGCCGGUGCUCUACACACUGGUGAUGCUGGACCCCGAUGCGCCCAGCCCAAGCAACCCCUCCAAGCGGGAGUAUCUCCAUUGGUUGGUGACUGACAUACCAGAAGGAGCUGGUGCCAAUCAUGGGAACGAGGUGGUGGCGUACGAGAGCCCCCGGCCAUCGGCGGGGAUCCACCGAUUCGUGUUCAUCGUGUUCCGGCAGGCGGUCCGGCAGGCGAUCUACGCGCCUGGGUGGCGCGCCAACUUCAACACCAGGGACUUCGCCGCCUGCUACAGCCUCGGACCGCCUGUCGCCGCCACCUACUUCAACUGCCAGAGGGAGGGCGGCUGCGGUGGUCGGAGGUACAGGUGAUGAAUCGAGAGAGAGCAUGCAUCCCAACAAGGCGGUGAUGACACGUGACCCAUCCUAUGACAAGUUAUAUAUAUUAGCACAUACCACAAAAAUAAACAAUACAUAUAUAUAUGUCUCCAUCUCUAUCUGCAAUAUAUAUAUGCUUCAUCGAAUGAAGCUAACAUUUGUCUGUUAUUUCAAUUAAACGACGUCGUAUCAAAAUGUAUGUCUGUGCUUCGAUGAAACAAAGAAUAUUGUGCA
Molecule: messenger RNA, 814 nt
Organism: Zea mays
Lineage: Eukaryota; Viridiplantae; Streptophyta; Magnoliopsida; Poales; Poaceae
Product: protein TWIN SISTER of FT
Exons: 3
Coding region: 47-574 (175 amino acids)
Source: RefSeq, marked validated